AUGGACAGGAAUGUUUAUGAAGCCUGCAGCAAUAUAAUAAAGGAAUUUGGAACACAUGUAGUGAGUGCCGAUGAAGUACUUUCAGAAAAAAUAGAUAAUGCUGUCCCUAUACCGUUUAAAACAAGAGAAGAUAUAGAUGCGGACGUAGAAAAGGAUAGGAACGAAGGUGUGUUCGAAGGUAAUAUCAUUCCUGACAUCGAUUUACGCGUGGUGCACUACUAUGCUACCCAACUAUGUCUAAGUAAGUAUCCCCAUCUGAUCAAUGCCUUUGAUGAAACAAGUCUUAUUACGCUAGGUUUGCUUAUUGAAAAAUGGGUUAAAGACUACUUGACUAGCAUCGACACAGAAACCACUAAGCAAAAUAAAGUAAUCGGGGAAGGCCCAUGCGAAUUCUUAUCCAAACAUAUUGAUUAUAGACAUGCACCAGGUAACAUUUGA
Molecule: messenger RNA, 438 nt
Organism: Saccharomyces mikatae IFO 1815
Lineage: Eukaryota; Fungi; Ascomycota; Saccharomycetes; Saccharomycetales; Saccharomycetaceae
Gene: RRN10
Product: Rrn10p
Exons: 1
Coding region: 1-438 (145 amino acids)
Biological process (GO): nucleolar large rRNA transcription by RNA polymerase I
Cellular component (GO): RNA polymerase I upstream activating factor complex
Molecular function (GO): RNA polymerase I cis-regulatory region sequence-specific DNA binding
Source: RefSeq, a predicted model, not a curated record